Lycium ferocissimum is the source of this 2016-nucleotide messenger RNA. RefSeq lists its product as uncharacterized. Bases 159 to 1523 code for a protein of 454 amino acids. The transcript has 4 exons. The record is from RefSeq and is a predicted model, not a curated record. NCBI's taxonomy places the organism in Eukaryota, Viridiplantae, Streptophyta, Magnoliopsida, Solanales, Solanaceae.
UUGUGUGAAAAAAUCUUUGUUCAAACUGACCUCUUUUAUUUUCAAAUUUAUAACAUUUCUUGAUUAAACUAAAAUUGCCUGCAAUGAUCUACUCUAUGGGUUUGACUUCAUUUCCAGUGCAUAAAUAAAGUUUAAACCUUUCUUGAUUAAUCCCAACAAUGGAUGAGACCCUUAUAGUCCAUAUAGAAAAAGAAUCAAACGGACCCCAACAGCAACAACAACAACAACAACAAGUUCCUCUACUCAAAUCUGAGCACACCCAAAACCAUGAAAUACAAGAAAAUGGCAAUCAUGAUGAUACUGAUUUAGAUAAAACCCUUCAAAAGUUAGAAUUAUUCCUAACUUUAUUGGGUUUCAAUCAGUCAUCAGUUUUAAGUUUUGUGCUUUCUUGGGUUUUUUUCUUGUUAUUAGGGGUUGUGUUACCUGUAGUUAUAUUGGAGCUUAAUAAUUGUCCUGGAUGUGAAAGUGGUCAAAUUAAAAGCUUUGAGCUUGAUAUUUUGAUUUCUCAAGCUCUUUUAGCUGCUGCAUCUUUGCUUUGCCUUUCACAUAAUCUGAGAAAGUAUGGAAUCAGGAAAUUCUUGUUUGUGGAUCGAUACAGUGGCCAUAUGGAAAGAUUCAGUGAGCAAUAUCAUAAGAAGAUCUCUGACUCUGUUCGCUUGCUAGUAUUGUGGGUGCUGCCAUGUUUCCUUUUGAAGACUGCACGUGAAAUAAUUCGCAUUUUAUAUGUGCCUCACGAGUCAUGGUGGCAAUCUGCUGCUAUUUCAUUAGCUUUUAUUACAUCAUGGACUUAUAUUACUACAAUUUUCUUGUCGGCUAGUGUUUUGUUCCACCUGGUCUGCAGCUUACAGAUUAUACACUUUAAUGACUAUGUGAAGCACUUGGAAACGGAGCAUGAUUGUUUUGUAUUGAUACAAGAGCACGUUCGUCUACGAUAUUAUCUCUCCAAAAUUAGCCAUAGAUUUCGAAUCUAUCUUCUGCUGGAGUUCUUAAUUGUCAUUGUGAGCCAUUUUAUGACUCUCUUCCUGACAACUGGUUAUACCGGCCUGCUUACUUACAUCAAUGGUGGUGAUUUUGCAGUCUCGUCAGUUGUUGAGGUGGUAGGGGUGAUCCUUUGCUUGAAUGCUGCUGCAAAAAUUUCCCACAGAGCCCAAGGUAUUGGAUCAAUAGCGAGUAGAUGGCAUGCUUUGGCUACAUGCACUUCAGGUGAAGCGUCACAAAUGAGAAACUCAACUAGCACGAGUAGCCUGGAAGCUGCUAACCGGUCUAGCUUAGACUAUAACUUCUCAGAAAGUGAUUUGGAGUCUCUAGAUUUUGUAGCAGAACCAACAAAUACACAAUUGGCUUCUUACAUGUCCUCCUACCAAAAGAGACAAGCCCUAGUGAUGUAUUUGCAGAACAAUCCCGGAGGAAUUACCAUAUUUGGAUGGACAGUUGAUAGAGGUCUCAUCAACACAAUCUUCUUCAUUGAAUUGACAGUGGCAACAUUCAUCCUUGGAAAGACCAUAAUUUUUACGGCUCACUAAGUUCUCAGUGGUUUGCAAAGAUACCUUCAAGAUGAUUAUAUCGGGUUUCAACACUACCUCAAUCUAUCAGCAAAUGGAAGGGUCUCAACUGAAUCAUUGUUGCUUUAGAUUAUUCAUGAAGUAUAUUCUUAUUCAGCCGGUUCUAGGUACUGUGCCAGCCAUUUCACCAUUCGUAUAAUUGUUUUGUUUCAUCCUUAUCGCUCUCUUGAAGUUAACCCUUCUGUUGGGUUUUGAAGAAAAGUGUGAAUGAAAAGGGGAAGGAUGCUUUCUGCGUGCAUUAAGGCUGUAACUCGGUUCAAGUAAGAAAGUUUAGUGCCCAGGAGAUAUGAGUAUCAGCUGUCCUGAAGUUCAUAUAGAUUUGUAUAUGUGUCUAUAGUAAUCAAAGUCCUGUGAUCUACACAUUUCAUAUCUAUAUAUUUGGCAAUUUUGGCGACCUUUUUCUACUGAACAUUUGAGCAAGGAGCCAUAAAUGCAGAGCUCAGUUUUACACCCA